Messenger RNA from Adineta steineri, 779 nucleotides. Lineage: Eukaryota; Metazoa; Rotifera; Eurotatoria; Adinetida; Adinetidae. The record is from the annotation of a GenBank genome assembly.
UUACUACUUCAUUUUGGAUCGAACGACAAUGGUUUUUUUCUACUCAGGAUUCUUUUGGAUACAAUGCAGAUGGUUUUCUUUUCUUUUCAGUAAAACCAUAUAAAAGAGCAACAUUUAUAUUAGGUGGAAUAAUUGAAGAAAAACUAAACUUUGAUUCUGUUAAUCAUAUCGAAAUAUACGAUGCACCCAUAAUCAACAAGUGUGAAAAUUAUUUUCCAAAUACUACAAAAUUAAGUUUUACAGAUGGUUGGACUCCAAAGGACAAUUUUAUAGAUAGUAUUUUACCACGUAUUAUUUCUUUAAAACAACUUAGUGAAAUAGUUGUUGAAGAUGUACCUAUCUAUUUUAUGGAUUUAGUUAAAUUAUUAAGUGUUGCAGUAAAUCUCCAUACACUAAAAUUUGAUUAUAUAUCAAUUGAUGAAAUAAAUCCUGCAACUAUUCAGCAAGAUGUAAUUUUUCAAAUGGUAUCCAAGACAAAUGUUGUUAAAGAUCUCACUUCGACAUAUGAUUGUUCAUUGGAAAUAGUUGAAUUAUUGUUUGCCUUAUGUCCACGAUUACAACAUCUUGAAUUACAUUAUAAUUUCACUGAUUUUUUAACAAGUCUAAUGAGAUUAAUUUUAUCAAAAACUAGUAAUAAUAAUCAUCAUUUAUCUUCUUUGUGUUUUAUAGAAGAGACUAAUGAAACGGAAGAAAACUUGAAAAUGGUGAUUAAAAAUGAUAAAUUACUUGAUGAUUAUAUGGUGAAAUGUAUUGAUAAAAAAGUAUAUAUCUGGUGGUAA